This is a messenger RNA of Ruditapes philippinarum (Manila clam), 1509 nucleotides long. Its product is annotated as probable G-protein coupled receptor 139. Gene Ontology annotation, molecular function: G protein-coupled receptor activity. Gene Ontology annotation, biological process: G protein-coupled receptor signaling pathway. Gene Ontology annotation, cellular component: plasma membrane. The record is from RefSeq and is a predicted model, not a curated record. The coding region runs from base 109 to 1257 and encodes 382 amino acids. Lineage: Eukaryota; Metazoa; Mollusca; Bivalvia; Venerida; Veneridae. The transcript has a single exon.
ACCUUUCAGUACCAAUCCAGCAAAGUGGAAAGUUGGAUAAAAACUCUCAUGAGUUCGUGACAAUUGAAUAGACAACACGGGACCAUUUUGGAGACCACAUCGUAAAAUAUGCAUAUUCACGCUUACGAAAAGUCACUGAUGCGUUACGACGAAUACGUGGUACAUAAGCAUAUACUGCUUAUUGUGCCGCCAAUUUUGUUGACCGUUGGAAGCGUAGGUAAUAUUUUCGCAUUCAUAAUUUUGCUGAAAAAUGUCAGAAAAACGUCAACCUAUAGCUACCUAUGUGCAUUGGCACUCGUUGAUCUCCUUGUGCUCUAUGCCGGAUUAUUAAGAAUAUGGAUUGGACAAUUUACGACAGAUUUUGUAGAUACGAACAACAUAUUGUGUAAAAUUGGCAUUUUUCUCGGAUAUGUGUGUAGUGACGUGUCAGUGUGGCUUAUCGUCGCAGUUACUAUUGAAAGAUUCAUAGUUGUCAUAUUCCCACUGAAAGCGCCAAGAAUUUGCAACACAAGGAAUGCGCGUAUCACGAUCUUGUGCGUCAUAUUUUUAUUUAUGUCGGUCAAUAGCCAUUUUCUUUGGUCUGUUGAAUUACACCAUUACACUUUUAACAGUAGCUCUAUUUCAAAAUGCCAUGCUAAACCGUUGUUCACACAUUUAGUGGAGGAAAUCUGGCCUUGGGUAGAUGCUGCAAUAUAUUCGUUUGUGCCUUUUCUCAUUAUCAUUAUACUAAAUAUAUUCAUCAUUGAGAGAAUUAUCUCAGCACGACAAAAUCGAAAUGUGCUGCGACAGCGGACUUCACUGCAAGAGAAGUAUGGCGAUGUAAAGCCAAACAGAAUACAUGAGGAGGCAAGCAAAAGAAUAACUUUCAUGUUACUUGUAGUGUCAUUUUCAUUCCUAUUAACUACCUUGCCAAUGAACUUAGUUUUGAUCGUGACGUCAAUUUACGGAACGAAGGAGACUGAAAACGACGCUGUAUUUUCAAAACGUAAGCUUAUAAGCACGUCUGCUGAGAUGUUGAUGUACCUCAAUCAUAGCAUUAACUUCUUUUUAUAUUGUGUGACUGGUAAAAAAUUCAGACUUCAAUUCAAGGAGUUAAUCCUGUGUGGAAAUACCUCACCAUUUUCUCAUAGAAUCGCGGGUAACUCUCAAGGAUUUUCUACAACAUCUACAACUGCAAUAAACAGACUAAGCAUGACUGCAUCUAAACCAGCAUUUACAGAGACAAACCACAAUGAAACACAUUAUUCUCGUGUUUAGAUGUUCUUUGUUGUUGUUGUUCUGUAUCGACGGGAAACAUGUCAUAACCUCAUAAUAUUCCAUAGCAAAAUAGAAAAUAAUUAUUAAGAUAAUAAAGGAAAGAUUAUCUAAGAUUUCUGUUUUUGUAUCUAACAUGUGUCUGUUUUUAAGUAAACAUGUAUAUAAUUAACCAACAAUGAAAACAAUUUCUUAGACAUGUGUAUGGUAAUAAAUAUAAUCAUUUUCCCCGACUUAUUUCCCUGAACAUAAUAA